Molecule: messenger RNA, 1604 nt
Organism: Pseudophryne corroboree (corroboree frog)
Lineage: Eukaryota; Metazoa; Chordata; Amphibia; Anura; Myobatrachidae
Gene: DBNL
Product: drebrin like
Exons: 13
Coding region: 173-1498 (441 amino acids)
Biological process (GO): neuron projection morphogenesis; positive regulation of axon extension; postsynaptic actin cytoskeleton organization
Cellular component (GO): postsynaptic membrane; dendrite; actin filament
Molecular function (GO): actin filament binding
Source: RefSeq, a predicted model, not a curated record
UGCAUCCCAGUGGCACCAGCAGAGGGCGCUGCCCGAGAAGCCUGAGUCCUGCAGAAGGAGGAAGCCGUAGAGGUGUAGUACAGUACUGUGGAGCCGCUGCUGCUGCUGCUGCUGCAGGGUGGGUAGAGGAAGGGCUGGAGGUGCAGUGACAGCAGAGGGUGCAGCAGGAAUCAUGUCUGUGAACCUCAGUAAGAACGGGGCAGCCCUGCAGGCCGCAUAUAAGGAUGUUGUGGAUGGGAAGACCAAGACGAACUGGGCCCUCUACACCUAUGAAGGCAACAACAAUGACAUUAGACUGGCGGGGACUGGAGACGGGGGUCUGGAGGAACUGGUGGAUGAGCUGAGCAGUGGGAAAGUGAUGUACGCCUUUUGCAGAGUAUUGGACCCCAACUCCGGCCUUCCCAAAUAUGUCCUUAUUAACUGGACCGGGGAAGGUGUGAAUGACACUCGGAAAGGAAUAUGUGCCAAUCAUGUCAGCACUAUGGCAAACUUUUUAAAGGGAGCGCAUGUUACAGUUAAUGCCCGGGCUGAUGAGGAUGUAGAGCCAGACUCUAUCAUGGAGAAGGUGGCCAAAGCUUCCGGAGCCAACUACAACUUCCAUCAAGAGAGCAGAAGAGGCAAUGAUGCUCCACAAGGCCCUGUGGGCUCUGUUUACCAGAAAACCAACGCAAUGUCCGAAAUUAAACGUGUUGGAAAAGAAAACUUCUGGGCUAAGGCAGAGAAAGAUGAGGAGGAACGCAGGCAGGAGGACCAGAGGAGGGCCAGCUUGGAUAGGGAGCGACUGGAGAAAGAACGCAAAGAACGGGAAAAGAAAGAGGCAGAAGAGAGAGAAAGACGGUUUAAGGAGAGGUCAGGGGAGAUAGAUGCUCAGAGGAAGCUGCAACAAGAGUCUGAGAAAACACAGCGGGAUGCUGCUGCCCAGAAGUCUGUAAACCCACGAGAGAUGUUCCUACAAAAAGAGCGGUCUCUCCCUAGUGCCACUCCAGUGAGUGCACAGCCUGGGAGGCUGCGCAGUCCCUUCUUGCAGAAGUCAACCAGCCAGCCUGAGCCUGAGUCUCCUCCUCCUUCCCCUAUAAAUCGUGUUCAGGAACCCCCUGCAUCCCCUGUGUACCGUGCCCAUCAGACACCCCCAGAUUCUCCUGUUCCCCCUGUAUCUCAUCCACCUCCAGCACCCACUGUCAAUGUGAAAGAACAAGUCUCCGUCCCUCAGCAUGACGAGGAGGAGGAUUUAUACCAGGAGCCACCAGAAGACCACAAAGUAUAUGAAGAACCUCCCCAGCAGGAGGAGCCAGUCUACGAGACGGGACUGGAGGAGGACCGUGGGUUAUGUGCGCGGGCGCUCUACGACUACCAAGCUGCUGAUGAUACAGAGAUUUCCUUUGACCCAGAUGACCUCAUCACACACAUCGAGAUGAUUGACGACGGCUGGUGGCGCGGAUAUGGACCAAGUGGGAACUACGGCAUGUUCCCUGCCAACUACGUGGAGCUUCUUGAGUGAGAGAUGAUGGCAGAUCCUGGGGGGAAUAGAGGAGGAACCUUACAGUGAGACAGGCUCCUAUUGCACUGAGAUGGUUAUAUUAUCAUGGGCUUUAACCACAAGACAA